AUGCGUGUGAGCCGUCGCAAGAAGAAGUUCCAGAAACCAGGCUCCAUGGAUCUUUGCAUCACCAUUAAAGGAGUCUCGUUCCUCCUGCAGACGGGGCUGGGGAUUCUGGGUAAUGUGUCUGUGCUGAUCGCAUACGCUCAUAUCACUUCUGCAGAGUCGCGACUGCAGCCCGUAGACAGAAUCCUGGCUCAUCUGGCUUUCAGCAACUUGCUGCUACUGCUGACACGUGGCGUUCCACAGACGAUGGUCAUCUUUGGCCUACGCAGCCUGCUGGAUGAUCCAGGAUGUAAAGUGGUGAUCUACACCUACCGCAUCCACCGUGCACUCUCUGUUUGCCUUACGUGCAUGCUUAGUGUCUUCCAAGCACUCACCAUUGCACCAUCAGCUGGGUCAAACCUGACCAAACUGAAAUCUCGACUCACACAACUGGUGGUGCCCACCUUCAUAGGUCUGUGGUUCCUCAACAUGAUUGUAUGCAUCGCUGCCCCAAUUUUAUCCAUAGCACCUCGGAAUGGGACUGUGCCUCCCUUCACACUUAACCUCGGCUUCUGUCACGUCAACUUCCAUGACAACCUGUCAUAUGUUGUGAAUGGUGCAGCUCUCUCGACACGAGACUUUGCCUUCGUGGCCGUCAUGCUGGCCUCCAGCGGCUACAUCCUCAUCCUCCUGCACAAACAUAGCAGGCAGGUCAGGUCCAUCCGACGCGCUCAGCAAGGAACCUCCAUGGAAAUGCGGGCAGCUAAGACUGUUGUCAUGCUGGUCGUACUUUACACUGUGUUCUUCGGCAUCGAUAACGUGAUAUGGAUUUACAUGCUGACCGUGGCCCAGGUCCCGGCUGUGGUGGCGGACAUGAGAGUAUUUUUCUCAUCGUGCUAUGCCACACUAAGUCCUUUCCUUAUGAUAAGCACCAAUAAGAAGAUAAAGGAGAGGAUGGUGUGUGCAGCUGGGGAACAGUCAUCUGAGGACUCCACAGAGAAACCAAACACUAAAUGA
Molecule: messenger RNA, 993 nt
Organism: Clarias gariepinus (North African catfish)
Lineage: Eukaryota; Metazoa; Chordata; Actinopteri; Siluriformes; Clariidae
Product: olfactory receptor class A-like protein 1
Exons: 2
Coding region: 1-993 (330 amino acids)
Biological process (GO): G protein-coupled receptor signaling pathway
Cellular component (GO): membrane
Molecular function (GO): pheromone receptor activity
Source: RefSeq, a predicted model, not a curated record